Molecule: messenger RNA, 5865 nt
Organism: Linepithema humile (Argentine ant)
Lineage: Eukaryota; Metazoa; Arthropoda; Insecta; Hymenoptera; Formicidae
Product: proton-coupled amino acid transporter-like protein pathetic
Biological process (GO): amino acid transmembrane transport
Molecular function (GO): L-amino acid transmembrane transporter activity
Source: RefSeq, a predicted model, not a curated record
ACCGUGCGUCAUUCUCGUGCGGGUCUUCGGCGUCGCUGAUCUGACAUUUCGAACUUCUCCGAGGCCUCAAUUUAAACGAUUGCUUUUUUUGCACCGGGAAUCGUCCUUUUUCAGUCUAUUGAUAUCAAUCAUCAGCCGGCCUCGCAACCCUAAUAACAAGUGACGGAACCCCGGGCAUUUUUCUCGAUCCCUCUUGUUUUUUUUUUCUUUUCUUUUAGCGAUCCCUCGACGAUUCUUAUACCCGCUCCGAUUCUUCCCCCCUUCUUUAUACCUGCCGUUCAACUGCCCCCAUCCUACGUCCCGGUUGCCCCCACCGCGGGGCGACUUCCACGCAGCGAAUAUCUAUCUCGCGGCACACACGGAGGGAAGUUGACGCGAAAAAAGGACGAAAAGAUCAGUGUGACACCGCGUUCGCCCGAGAGACGAACCCUUACAUGAUUUUAUCCAGUUCGCGCGCACGGAGAGCCGCCUGACACGACACUGAAAACCCUGUAUGCGUAUACGCAAGUACACGAACGCGAAUUGUCACAAUUGUCACUUUUCCACUCGUGUGAACACGUACACGUGCGCGCAUACUCGUACGGGAGCGCAUUAAGCACCUGAUACUUUAUUGAUAGCGACGAUCACGCUAGUCGACGGUGAAUAUUUAGCCGGAUCGGAUCACGUUUCUCGCCUGCUCACCGACGCCGGACGCCACGCGCGGAACAGAAGGAAUUAUAUAUACACAUAAAUAUAUAACGAUAAAUACAUAUAUAUUUAUAUACGUCUGUUUGCACACUUCGUAUUAGUUGGUCUUUUGGCAACCAGCCAGAUCGAACAAGCCCUACGAGCCGAGUUCGUCAAGAAUGUCGCACAGUACGAAAGGCCUCGGGGUACCGGUGCACGGGGGCAGGAUUCAGAGAACGCCAAUGCGCCCGAUGAUAGCGGAAUACGAGCCGAAGAAGCACGGCGUGAAAACAGAACUCUCAGACGUGGUGCUUGUCAAAUACAAGUGCGAGAAAAAUGACGUUCCUAUUACGGUCACGAAUGGCUCGACCUUGCCACUUGUGGAGCGGCCGAGCGACGAGGAGGCCGCCCUUUACGAUCCAUUCGAGCACCGAAAGCUCGCCCAUCCCACCACGGACCUCGACACGCUCAUACAUCUUCUCAAGGGUAGCUUGGGCACGGGCAUACUUGCGAUGCCGCUGGCCUUCCGUAACGCCGGCCUCGCCUUCGGCCUCUUCGCCACGUUUUUCAUCGGCGCGAUCUGCACCUAUUGCGUUCAUAUAUUGGUCAAGUCCGCGCAUCUCCUAUGCAGGCGGCUGCAGACGCCUAGUCUGGGCUUCGCCGACGUGGCCGAGGCGGCCUUCCUGGUGGGGCCCGAGCCGGUUCAGAAAUACGCCAGACUCGCCAAGGCGACGAUCAACACGUUCCUGGUGAUCGACCUCGUCGGCUGCUGCUGCGUCUACAUCGUCUUCAUCUCCACCAAUCUCAAGGAAGUGGUGGACUAUCAUACGGAUACGGACAAGGAUCUGCGGCUGUACAUGGCCGCGCUGUUGCCGUUGCUCAUUGUCUUUUCCCUCGUACGGAAUCUCAAGUUCUUAGCGCCGUUCUCGAUGGUGGCGAACGUGCUAAUCGCCACCGGGGUGGGCAUCACGUUCUACUACAUCUGUCGCGACAUGCCCACCAUUAGCGAUGUGCCAAACUUCUCGAGCUGGUCUCAGCUGCCCCUCUUCUUUGGCACCGCCAUCUUCGCCCUCGAGGGUAUUGGUGUUGUCAUGCCGUUGGAGAACAAUAUGAAAACACCAUCCCACUUUGUUGGCUGCCCGGGUGUCCUAAACACCGGCAUGUUCCUAGUUGUGCUGCUGUACAGUACUGUCGGUUUCUUUGGUUACUGGCGAUAUGGAGACAGCACAAAGGCCUCUAUAACCCUGAACCCCCCGCAGGACGAGGUGCUGGCACAAGUCUCCAAGGUAAUGAUCGCCAUUGCGAUCUUCCUCACUUACGGACUUCAGUUCUACGUUCCCAUGGAGAUCAUAUGGAAGAACGCCAAACAGUAUUUCGGCUCUCGACGAUUGCUCGGCGAGUAUAGCCUUCGCAUCGUACUGGUGAUAUUUACCGUUGGCGUGGCAAUUGCCAUUCCCAACCUGGGCCCGUUCAUCUCUCUCGUCGGUGCCGUGUGUUUAUCCACGCUGGGCCUCAUGUUCCCGUCGGUGAUCGAGCUGGUGACCGUCUGGGAACAAGAGAACGGCUUCGGCAAGUGGAACUGGCGGCUGUGGAAGAAUAUCGCCAUCAUUGCUUUCGGCGUGUUGGGCUUCCUCACUGGCACGUACGUCAGCAUACAGGAAAUCCUGGAGAACAAAUGAGACGCCGGAUGCGGCGCGAGGAGCGGCCCGCGACAGCCGCUCGCGAGUACCGCUCGUCGCCCGAUGUUACUCGGACGACGAGCACCACGUAUGAUUGCGUGCUGGACGUCUCUUUGCGCGGAGUCGAUCGUCGCAACGUCAACGACGAGCACAAUGACGGCGGGAACGACGUGACGCUAUCGGCGGGCGGAUCUUCGGGUCCGGAACGGGAUCCUUCUCGAAUCUCGAUUCCCGCAUUCUUUCUGUCGCUAGUACGACGAUGUAGCAACGACGAUCUAGCAACAAGGACGACGACGACGACGACGAAAAAGGAGACAUCCAUCCAAAAGUCUUCGCACGACUGAGCUUUCAUUUAUCAACUUUUUAACAACAGACAGGUUUGUAUUUCGUAUUGUACACAACAUCGCAUAUAAGACAAGGCGAGUAUGUACGGUCGAUCACAGAAAUUUGAAGAAUGGGUUUAUAUUGCACACUUUUGCUAUUGAUAGCUACUUGUAACAGAAUAUAUUUUUACUACAAAGAAUAUCAUAUCUAUGAAAUGGAAUUGAAAAUGAGAUAAUCAUUUUGAGAAGAGAAAGCAAUUUUAUUAGCAAAAAAGGAUCGUCAUUUGCUUUGUUUUCUCUAUGUAGAAAAAAAUUUUUUAAAAUUCUUUUUACUCUAUACUUUACUUAAAACGGAACUAAUAAAGUGACAAAUCUUUGGUAAUUUGGAUUUUAUUAUGUCAACUACGAUCGUUUAGGAGCAGAGGAUCUUUUAAUCAAGUAUUGUGUUUGUAGAAGUUUUGUGUUUUAUUUUAUGAUGCUGCACAACGUAGCAAAAUUAAGUCUGAAUAUUCAUUGUUGGUUUUUGCGGUCUUCAGAAGAUAGAAUUCUUUUGAAUUCUAAUGACACGAAUGCUGUUUACAUAUUUUUUGUCCUUUUUUUGUUAAACUUUAUUUUAAUAACGUCACAUCGACCGUACAAGCACAAUUUUUUUUUUUUACGAACUUUACAAUUGCGGGACGGUUUUCUAGAAUAGCGUUACGCGAGACAUUUCUUGGUCAUUUACAUAUUUUGUACAUCUAUAUAUAAAAUACGCAUGGAUAUUGUGUGUAGGAUGCACAAGCCAUCGCGUUCUGUUGAUGAGAACCGUACGCCUCGUUUACCAUGUGCUUAUUCGCUCGAUCGGAUUAUCACAAUAAAACAGUGACCUCAAAUUUGCAUGCUCGCGCGGACCACAUGGCGAACACGAGUCUCAAUCAUCCAGCCGCAGGCGAUUAGGUGUUUGCGAAGUAGGAUUUGUAAUGUGAGUGUAUUGAUACAGCUAUACACGUGCUUCCCCACGUAUAUAUAUAUAUAUAUAUAUAUAUAUAUAUAUAUAUAGCCGAUGUUUGCGCGCCGAGCUGAGAAUUAUUUCUUCGAAAAAUUUACAACUAAAUCUCGUGAUUCACUCCAUCUGCCUCCGCCGUAAGAAUGUCACGCGAGCGCGUGUCUGAGAUCACUGUUGCAAGAAGACGAUUUGUAAGAUACUGCGUUUUGCGAGAGAAUGCUGAAUUGAGCGUCACAUCGAUUUCCUUUCGUAUCGAUACUCGAUUUUGAAAGAAACCGGUCAUCCUUUUGGAUGCCAAAACGUUAUCUCUAAAAUAACAAGAUCAUCACUUAUUUCUUUGUGAAUAUGAAAUUUUUAUCUAUCUCUUGACAGCUGCUGCUGGCUCGAAUUUAUCAAUUUAUUAAUAAAUUGACGGAUGUCAAUUGAAAGUUAUAUAAAUUUAGAUAUAGAUUUGUUUCGAAUUAAUUCUUUUUAAACAAAGCUUCGUAUAAGAAACGUUCAAUUUGUUCUCUCAUGCAAAUGUAACAUAAAUAAUUUACUCGAUAGUACUUAUUAUCAGCUAGCUGCAGAAAUUACGAUUGCAAGAUCGGUUUCUUCGGAUGUGAUGAUCGAUUGGCGUGAUUCCGCCGAAAACGGCUGGUCUGUUCCUAGUGCAUAAUGCACGAAAUCGUACAAAAAUUUAAGCCAUUAAGAAUAAUAAGCAGGAGAAUGCGUAGAUGUAGUAAUAUCGUGAUGCACGCUUGCUAGUCUGUAAGUAAGAUUGCGAGAUACCGUCGCUAUUUUAUUAGCAUGCGAGAUAAAAAUUUAAUUGGUUAUGUUAUCUAAACCGAGGAUAUCUAUUUAAUCCUUAGCGUAUUAAUCAUAGGAGAAGUAGACUCGAAAGUAAAAAAUAAACAUGCAGAUUUACCUUUACGCGUCAAUAUGAAGGAUAAAACGAAAUUUGCCAAAUUUUUUUAGGAAUUAGUAACUAACAGGGAAUUUAGAAAAUCAAAAUUUUUAUUAGAAACGAAAAUAUUGACUAUUUUGAUAAUAAACUUGUGUCGUCUAUGUAUUUAAUAAUUAGCAAUAAUUUCGAUUUGUAUUUGUCUUCAGAGAAAUAAAUCUUUGUAGGAUACGCAAACGAGAAGACUGUAAAUAAAUUUUCUACGAAAGAUUUGUACACGUCACUUUUCGUAUGUGUUUUCAUAAUUUCAAAAGAUAUUUCUCUUAAAGCAGUAUUAACAGAAAACCGAAAUUGUAUAGAUCUGUUCGUCACAGUGUUUAACUCUUGAUAAUUCAUACCUCUUUGUCGUAUUCACACAUAAAAAUUCAUAACAUUUUAAACAAAAAAUAUUGCAGAUAAAUUUUCCAUUACGUAAUUCUGUAGUAAUUACGUAAUUACUACUACUUACGUAAUUACAUAGAAAUAGAUUUAUUUAUUUAAUUGUACCGCGCAAAUUAAUCGUAACAAACAUGUAGUAUAAAAUAUAUAGUCAGCGUAAAAUUGAUUGUUUAAAAAGAUUUAUACGAAUAUAUCGCGCGAAUGUUGAACGAUUGGAAGUGUAAUUCCGAUUUUUGCAUUGAUGAAAAAUAAUUUUUGUAAAGAGCUAAACACAGAGACGAUAAGAUAGAGAUAUUUUCUCCGAAACUCAAUCUACACCCUCUAAUCGAGUUCCACUUUUGGAACAAAUGUUUUAUAAGAUUAUAUAUAUUUGACAAGAUGCGAGACACACACAUGAUUCGUACUGCUUUGAUAAUGCGCCGUUGACUUUUACAAAAAAAAACAUCAUUUUUCCCAAGAAAAAUAAAACAGAGAAUCUUAUUUACAAGCCCGUGAAAUGAAAAUGUGCGCGCAGUACGUAGGCCAUAUCACUAUAUGAUUUUUUUUUGUAGUACACUUAUUUGAUAAUUUUAUAUGAGAGAACGCGGAAGCAAGAUGUAAUUUUGUUGAGGUGAGAAUUGGCAAAUCAAUGCACAGCGAUUAUUGCCUUUCUUCCAUUUUUAUAGAAAGAAGAAAUAUGUAUGCACGCGCGCAUGCAUACAGACAACAAACAUUUAUAUACAUAUAUAGAUAUUUUUCGUUAAAGCGUGUGCACUCGUACCUUUUAUAAUUAUUAUAAAAAAAAUAUAUAUAUAUAUGCGGAAUCUUUCUUUAUUAACAAUGUAAAUUUGCAACGUGUAGAACUGUUUGUUAAAUAAAGAGAAUUAAAAUAAGAGAAUUUCGAAAUGCUGA